CGCCGGACCUGCUCUCCCCGCGCUGCGCUGGGUCGGACGCCAGGUCUGUGCGCCGCGGCUGAGCUCCCACUCGCCUUGCGGAAAAGAACCGCGGAGGCACCCGCGGGGGCGGCGGCAGGAGAGCUCGGCGGGUGCUGGAGGAGGUGGCAAUCGGGAACCAAACCAGAAAGAGACCGGGAGGCAGAAGCUUGUGGCUCCGGGACGCGCACUCCCUCGGCCAGGCAUGGGUCCCGGCGCGGCCCAGCCCCUGCUUGGCCCGCCUGGCAGAGACUGAUCUGCUGUUCCCCAUCGUCCGGUGGACGGCCGGAUAGAGAGAGGCACAGGCCGAUCGCCAGUAGCCUCCCGGCGGGACCUCGCGUUCUGCGCACCCGGCGCAGCGCCCCCCGCCGGAGCCGCGCUGGGCGAGCCGGCGAGGGAGCGGGGCUGAUUGGCGGCCGCCGGCAGCCGGGGGAGGGGGCGCCGCGCGGGGCCAUGGCAGGCUCGGAGGCGUCCUAGCCCGAGCCCGAGCCGGAUCUGAGCCCACGCUGCCGCCACCGCCGCCUCUCCGCGCCCAGGCCCCCGCCGCCGCCGCGCCCCCCGCGGGAGAUGGAACAGCGGAACCGGCUCGGUGCCCUCGGAUACCUGCCGCCGCUGCUGCUGCACGCCCUGCUGCUCUUCGUGGCCGACGCUACAUUUACCGAAGUCCCCAAAGAUGUGACAGUACGGGAGGGAGACGACAUCGAAAUGCCCUGCGCUUUCCGGGCUAGCGGAGCCACCUCGUAUUCGCUGGAGAUUCAGUGGUGGUACCUCAAGGAGCCGCCCCGGGAGCUGCUGCACGAGCUGGCGCUCAGCUUGCCCGGCGCCCGGAGCAAGGUAACAAAUAAGGAUGCAACUAAAAUCAGCACCGUGCGCGUCCAGGGCAAUGACAUCUCGCACCGGCUGCGGCUGUCGGCCGUGCGGCGGCAGGACGAGGGCGUGUACGAGUGCCGCGUGUCGGACUACAGCGACGACGACACGCAGGAGCACAGGGCCCAGGCGCUGCUGCGCGUGCUCUCGCGCUUCGCGCCGCCCAACAUGCAGGCCGCCGAGGCCGUGUCCCACAUUCAGAGCAGCGGUCCGCGUCGCCACGGCCCCGCCAGCGCCGCCAGCGCCAACAAUGUGGGCGCCACCGACGCCGCGGGCCGCGCCACCUCCGAGCCCGGCCGUGGCGACAAGAGCCCGCCUCCUGGGAGCCCUCCCGCCGCCCCGGGUCCCGGAGUCCCCGAGGCCAAUGCCGCCUCCGCGGCGCACGCAGCCGCCACCACCGUCGCGGCCGCAGCCGCAGCUUCGUCAGCGUCGCGGCCACCCAGCCAGGCGGUCCUCCUGCGCCAGAGGCACGGCUCGGGCACCGGCCCCAGCUCCGCCACAGACCCCCUCCUGUCGCUGCUCCUGCUAGCCCUGCAUAAGUUCCUCGGCCUGCUGGUGGGGCACUGACGGACUCGGCAGCGCCGGCCUGCCCCGACCCCGCUGAGGACUGCGUCGCCAGAUGGACACAGACAGACUGAGAGAAGCAUGAGAAAGUCCACGUGAAAAAUAAAUAAAUCCUAUUUUUGGGGAAGUUACACAAACGUAGAACACCUAAAAUAAUGCAUCUAGUUUCCAAAUAAGCUGGAGUCUGGACCCUGCAGUGUGCAUGGGAUCAGUGAUCUCUCUACUUCAAUGUCUUUUUCUUUUCUAAACUUUUCCUCCAGGUCUUCAUCUUGCACGAACUGUUGAGCAAUUGUCUUUAGGAGACUCUGUAAAAAUGUCUGGUCAAAGCCUUUCUGACAAAGCGAAAUAUUUUUAGUAGAUUAUUGUGUUUAGGAAUUUUUUUUAUUUACUUUUUUCUUUGGGGGCUUUUUUUUUUUUUAUUCAAGUAAAUUAUUUCUUUUGAGACAUUUUGAUUAAAAAAAGAUACAUCUUAUCAUAAUUAAAAUUCACUGUCAAUAAUAUUUAUUUUUAAAUAAAGAUUGAAAACAAAGUCAAACACUUGUUUAUAAACUGGAUUGUAUAUUGCUGAAUAACAGUUGAAUAAAAGACAACUUUGACAUAAUCUUUCUACAGGCAUGUGUGA
This is a messenger RNA of Diceros bicornis minor, 2071 nucleotides long. It is a transcript of the gene VSTM2B, whose product is annotated as V-set and transmembrane domain containing 2B. Lineage: Eukaryota; Metazoa; Chordata; Mammalia; Perissodactyla; Rhinocerotidae. The record is from RefSeq and is a predicted model, not a curated record. The transcript has 5 exons. Bases 586 to 1452 code for a protein of 288 amino acids.